Ceraceosorus guamensis is the source of this 1626-nucleotide messenger RNA. RefSeq lists its product as hypothetical. The transcript has a single exon. NCBI's taxonomy places the organism in Eukaryota, Fungi, Basidiomycota, Exobasidiomycetes, Ceraceosorales, Ceraceosoraceae. The coding region runs from base 1 to 1626 and encodes 541 amino acids. The record is from RefSeq and is a predicted model, not a curated record.
AUGCAGAUCCUCACGCAAGAACAAAAGUCUAAGCUGUUCAAGCCGUUCAAGGACAAAAGGCUCACGACAGACCAGAGCUAUGAGCUCUUCAAGGACAGAGCGCUGCACGUAGCAUGCAUCGCGGCAGGUACAGCAUGCGUUGCUGGCGUCGCGUGCCUUCUUUGGUUCUAUGAGGGCCACAAGACUGCGGAGCUGCCGCUGUCCUUAUCCGCGAUCGUGUCCGCAAUUCGCAUCCCGUACGGCCUGGCAGUCGGGUACGUCCUCGGUUCCAUCGGCCCUCGUACACUGUGGAGACAACUCAGAGGUGAUGGUGUGCGGCUGAAAGCCCUGGACGACGGUGGUGCUUUCCGGUCAGGAUGGUUCGGCUUCCGGAAAGCUUGUCACAAUUUCAAAACGGUGGGGCUUUUCCUCUCUCUAAUGCUCACCGCUGGCUGCGUUGCUGGCUGGGUCACAGUGGUACAGUCCGGCAUCCGAUCGAGGUCAGAGCCUCAGCCAGUCUUCACCGUUAGCAUCGCAUCGGCAUGUCAGAACGCGACCUCUGAAGGGAUUUCUGUGCAGGCAGGUAUCAUUUCCGAUGGUGCUCCAACAGCAGCGCUGGCAGCCCUCAGGGCUCAGACUGCCCCGUUCUAUCGCAGCUCGCUAGCCAUCGGCACCAUCACGACGGGCAGCGCCCCUGGGUGGGUGUACACCUGCAGCGAGACCACUCCAACAUUUCAUGAAAGCAUAUACUACUUCAACGCAGACAUGAAUGCCGAAGCGACCGACUUUUACGUGGGAGCCAAUGCAACAUACUUGGCAGGAAUGGUCUCGCAAGUCAGCAACGCGUGGAUCAAUGGCACCGCCUUUCCCACUCGUAAAAUUUCGGCCAUCACGAACUCGACAUACGCAGGAAGUCAGAGUGGAUUUCUUGGGUACAGCUGCGUCGGCCAGCGGCAGCUCCUAUCCUUUACCUGGAUCAAUGGUCGCUCGUUUCAACAAUCUGCUCAAGGCCCCGCAGCACCAUUUAUCGGCCGGGACAAGGACGCACUGGCUGAAGUCACUGCGGAGAACAACGCCAUUCUCAGCGUCGACACGACCAAGUAUGGGUUGUUUGGCAGCACCGACGUGGCUUUCCUAGCUUCUGCAAGCACAAAGGAAGAGCUUGGCUCUCGCAUCGUUCAAGUCAAUCAACAGAUCAACUUCAACUACGUCUCUACACUCGCAACUCCAGAGCAGGGUGCGUGCACGGACAGAGAGAACAACUUUCAGCAACAGAUUGCCGAGCCUGCUGCAGUGUAUCGCUACAUCUACGUCAGGCUCUGGAGCGGUGCCGUGCUCGCUGUUCUGCCCUUGCUUCUCUGUGGCAUAUUAGGAUGGCCUAUGUGGACAGAGUACACGACUCCUUUCAACUCUCUGCUCUUGCUUGCUGGCGGUGGAGUUCGCGGAGAUGACCUGGGCAAGAUUUGGAGCUCCUCGGAGAAGACUAAGGAGGAAUGCGACAAGUACGUUAUUCUGAAUCGUAAAGAAACCGACGACGAGGACCAAGGCAAUGGACGAAUGUUCCUGGAGCUUAAACCUGAACAUGGGACGGGUGAUGCGAAUCAGUCGACGGAGACGAUGGCAUUGGUCCCCCUUGCGACCGCCUAG